This is a messenger RNA of Xyrichtys novacula (pearly razorfish), 17792 nucleotides long. Lineage: Eukaryota; Metazoa; Chordata; Actinopteri; Labriformes; Labridae. The record is from the annotation of a GenBank genome assembly.
CCGACCAACCAAUCCAGCCGCCGUCACAUGACGUCAGCUGUGCGUGAAGACACAGUUAAACUCAAUUCAAACUUCUCCUGAGAUUUGUGUCCAUGAUAAACAGCCGAACUGCUGUCCGGAGCGCAUGAGAGCAGCUUUAGCAGAUGUUGAAUUUCACAUGAACCUGUCAGUUUACUUCUAAGCGAGCCCUGCCGAUCCUCCAGGAGCUUUUUUCACCGACUCUUCUACUCGAAGGAGUCCACUGGGAGCUGCCAGUGGAGCGGUCGUGGACGCUCACGGACACCUGACAGCCACCAUGUCUGGUUUAGCUCUUCAGGUAAGAGGGGAAGCUAUCGUUUUAUCAAUUAGAUUCAGUUCCAUUUGUCAGCUGACAUUAGAUACCAACUUUACACCUGUAAAUGUUACCUUUCGUCUAAUUUAGCUGAGUUAAAUGACGCUCUUCAGGUGUUACAGUGACAGAAAGGUGCACUGGAUUUUCCUGUUCGUCUUGUUUGUCUCUCAUAGUUCCUCUGCCUUUCAGCUGGUCAGACAAAAACCUUUAAUAACUGUUGCUUUAAAGACUCAGUUUCAUCAGCAGGGUAAGGUAAAGAGCUGGAAACACCCCGUGUCUGCUUCUAUGGGUUUAUUCAAAUAAAGUCAGCUCAUAAUUUGUGUAUAAUUUGUUUGGGCAGCCCUGGUAGUCCUCCCUGUCCUGAUAAAAGAUGUGCUCAAUAGAGUUUUGUUUCCUUCACUCCUGUUGAGAUCUUAUCAAAAUAUCAAACUUUUAUGGAAUCUGACAUAUCUGUCAACCACUAAAAUAGUUAUUUUCCACAGAUUUUGUCAGAUGAAAUGAAUAUCUUCUCAAACUCAUAGUGUUAAAAUGCAAGUUUAUUGUUUUAUUAGGUGGUGCACUUGUUUUGAUUGGCAGGAGGUGUGUCCUCUGCGUAAAGAUACCUGUAAUUCCCACACAAAAGACAGCCUCUUGGGCCUGUAAUAGAGACACUUACUCAGAGCAGAGCAAUAAUAAUGCAAUGCUGUCUGAAGUCCUUAGUUUAUUUGAGUAUCAUAUGGCUUGAGCAGGGACUGUAAGCUUAUAUAAACCCAUAUGUCUUAAAGAAUUAAGACAUUGGACAUGAAGUUCUUUGUAAAGGAUUUUUUUGCAAUUACACAACACCAACCCCACCACAAUCUCUAGAUGUUGAUUGUACAUAAACAUAUGGAAAAGAAAUUGUCAUUUUGAAGUUGUUGUCAGCAGCAUAUUUAUAAAAAGUUAUAAGAGGAUCAACCAAACAGGUCAGAAGUUAUGUCAUGCUUAAAGAACAGCUUGAGGAACAUCACUAACUAAUGAGGUUUAAUUUCCAACAGGUUAGUGACAUGACUGGGUAUUAAAAUGACAUUCAGAGAGGCUGAGUCUCUAAUAAGGAAAGAUGUGAAGAGGUUCACCACUCUGUGAGAGACUGUGUGAGCUAAUAGUUCAACAGUUUUUUAAUAAUGUUUCUGAGUGUCAAAUGUGAAAGAAUGAGAGGAUUUCAUCAAAUUCAGAACAUAAUAUCAUUAAAAGAUUCAGAGAAUCAUAAACACCAGAGACUUCUCUGGACCUGAGCCCCUUUUAAGAUGGACUGAGGGAAGAGGAAAACUGUCCUGUGGUCUGAAGAAUCAAAGUCUAGAAUUCUUUUUGGGAAUCAUGGAUCCUAUUUUUUUUUUCUGCGAAGAGGGACCACCCAGCUAGUUAUUAGCUCUCAGUCUAAAGCCAGCAUUCUUGAUGAUAGAGGGAUCAUAAGUGUCCAUUCCAUAGGUAGCCUACACAUCUGUGAAGGCUCCAUUAAUGCUGAACGAUAUACAGGUUUAGGAGCAACAUGUGCUGCCAUCCAGACAAAGACUUUUUCAGGGAAGAUCUUCAUAUUUCAGCAUAAUAAUGAGAAACCACAUUCUGCAGGGAUUACAACAGCAUGGCUCUGUAGUAGAAGAGUCCUGGUAAGAGUCCAUGGUAAACAUGAUCCUGUAACAACAUUUUAAAACAUGUUGCUGGCUUCAAAUGUAAGAGGAGCAUGUAUUUUUCAUUUUCCAUGACAUGUUUCAGUUUCAACAUCUGAUAUGUUGUCUUAAAGUCUGCUCUUGCCUGAACAGGCAGCCAAUAAAAGGAAGUUAGCAAUGGAGUAAAAUGCUAUUUACAGCAUAUGUUAUGCUGUAUAACAUAUUUAUGUUAUACAGUCAGAAUACAAGCUUCCAUAUUCUGAAUCAGCAGCAGACCCUGUAAACUCCUCUUUGGCAAACCAGGACCAGAGAGGUCCGUCAACUUGAGUCUGUAUCAAGAGUGAGAGAGCAGCCAUACCAGUUAAGAAACUGUCCAUCCCUAGAUCUGGUUUAAUUUGUCUCUGAGGCAUCUUCUUCCAUCUUAGUAAAAUGCAGUUCUUUUGUGGUUUGCGGUGCUCCCAUAAUUCAACAAUAACAUUCAGGGAGAUGAAGUGUGUCACUUUAGGGCGGUGGUUUUUAACUGCUGAGCAAGAUGAGAUUAAUUAUAUAAUAGAGUCUGUCCUGACUGUAGUAGAAACAAAUGCUUGAUUGUGCAAUCUGCAACAGCACAGGACAUUGGAUAAUAAUGUUGCCUAUUAUGCCAAGGCAUGUGUGUGUGUGUGUGUGUGUGUGUGUGUGUGUGUGUGUGUGUGUGUGUGUGUGUGUGUGUGUGUGUGUGUGUGUGUGUGUGUGUGUGUGUGUGUGUGUGUGUGUGAGUGAGUGAAUCAUUCUUAAGUGAUGACAAAAUGACCUGAAACUUACAGAUAUCAGUGAACGAUUUAAUCUGAGUUCCUGCUGAUCUUAAAAAAGUCUUAAACUAGAUCUUUAAACUUGACAAAAUUUAAUGUAUUAUUCUAGUUUUGGAAGGUUGAGAUAUUCUAUCAGAUCCACACUAUUUAGAUAGCAUUAUAAAAUAUUCAAUGAUUCUUUUUUGUGGAUUUACUUGUUCAUGUGACAGUUCACAGCAUUCUCGGCAGUUUAAUUAAUUUGCAGUAGAAGAUAUGACAAAUGCUAAUACAAGGAAAUUGGGUUUCAAGCUAAAAAAGUACAGGGGAUGGUUGGCGGGGGCAAUUUGAACUUCUCAACUCGAGACUUCACAUUAAAUCAAAAACGCUGAAACCCUGACAACAUAGAAUAAAACUGUUCAUCCAUCAGGGGGAAGUACUGAGCCAUUUAUUGUAGCAAAUCCAGCACUAGUUUUCCUGAAAUACUGAACCUUUCCAGUGAUUUCUAUUUUAUUAUAAAAAGUUCUUUUUAUUUCCAAGUUUGUUACUGAGUGAACCAAUUUUCUGAGCUCUGUUUCUGUACUUGUUUGUUAAUGUUUUAUCUUCAAAUAUGUCAUGAUGUGUUGAGAGAACAUCAAUCUAACACCUCAGUUAUCAGAGAUUCACUCAGCUGUUGUUUCUCCUGCAGAGCGGGAACCUGCAGGAUCUAGAUGAGGGUGAUAUUCUCGAUCCAGAGUUUCAGCAGCGUCUGGAGGACGCUCGCACUCUCCUCAGGCAGGAAAUCCAGAGAGAGCUGAAGAUCAAAGAGGCGGCUGAGAGGCUGCGCAGAGCCGUCACCAAUCGAAAGAGUGCGGCCAAUGUGGAGGGCCAGCUGAAGGCCUCGAGUCGUAAGCUGGAGAAACUGCACUGGGAGCUGCAGGAGCUCAACGCACGCUCUAUGGCCACAGAGAAAGAGAGCACCACAGGUACAUGAAACAGAUCAUUUGUUCACAGCUGUUUAAAAGAAAAGCCGACUGUUGGACUUUUUAUGCGAAGAUAGAAACAGAACGAGAACUCAGACAACAGAAAGACACCAAAAAGACAGAGAUAGACUUUCUUUUCAAAGUCCAGGAGGAGAUAGACAGAUAAAUAAAUACACUUUUAUUCAUCUUUAGUAGCCGGUGAAUUAUGUUUCUUGUGAGGGAAAUACAUAAGGUUAUUUUUUUUUAAUUAUCAGCUGAUUCAAUCGGGGAUUUUUUUUAAAAUGUAGACUUAAGUGUAUCACAACAUAACUCCGAAUGGCCACACAAACAUCAAUUAUAGAGACAUGAACACACAGAAGUAGUUUUACAACAACAGCCAAUAAACUGAUUUAAUGUUUCAAAUCUGCAAAAUAUAGAACGCGUAACAAAACACACUUUUCACAAACGUGGACUUCGUGGACUUGUUUAUUACAAAUAAGACUCAAGGUGGUUUCAGUGAGGUGGAGCAACUGUUCAGACUGUCUUAAAUAAAGCUGUUAGAGGGUUUCAAGGCACUAGAUGGUGCUGCGUUUGUAGAGUUUAAUGCUCCAAAGCUUUGAAUCUUGUUUUCAGCACAAAUAAACAACUUUAUAGUAUGUCUGCAGAGCCAGAGACUGCGGUUUCAGGACUGCGUUUUGCCCUUUUAUAGUUUUAGUUAAGUUCGGUCAAUGAAAAGAUCAUCACAAUUUAGUCUGUCUUUAAACUUAUUUAAUGAGCCAAACAGAUAUGAGUAUGAAGUUUGUAUCGAGUUUCACUCUUUUACGUGUGUUGUGUUACUUCAGGACUGUAACUCCUGAGCUGUAUUUCUAGUACUUGUGUGUAUUUAAACAGUUAAGGUUAGUGUAAGAGUUCUGGUUAUCUGCACUGAGUGGUGCCUUUGCAAUAAUACCAGUUUUAGAAUUGGGGACCAGAAAUGCAGUGCUGAAUCUGCAGCCUCCAAGUCUGCACACAUGUAGCAGAAAGCUUCCUAAGACAUGAUUUCAUUUUAUAUAUUUCUUUAGUGUAAAUAUGUGUAAAUAAAACUGUAUUGAUCACCGCAGAAGAGGCAAAAUCCUUCAAAAAGGAACCACAGCAGGUUGAGAUAAUUAACUCGAAUCAUUUUGUUGCAGGUGCCUCUGAUGAAGUGGACAUCCAUUCAGCCGAGUCGUGUCAGUGGGAAGAGGUCACGUCACCUCUGGCUAAUCGAGUCCGGACUCUGAAGAAACAGCUCACUAUGGAGACUAAAGUCAAACAGGGGGCAGAGAACAUGAUCCAGACCUACAACAACGGCUCUGUCAAGGUUCAGUAAAGUCUUAGACACAGAUGAUCUCCUCUUUUUUGUUUUAAAGUAUACUUCCCGAUGCUUACAUGCUCUCGAGGUCAUAUUAAUACUGUUAAUUUACUUCACAUAGUUUGAUGCAGCAGGUUUCAGCCUUUUACCUAAGCCUUGACUGAAAGUCCAGUCAAACAGGCUCACUUGUUGAACUAUGAUAUUGUGGUUUAAUGUUACUGUCAGCGUUUAAAACAAUUAGCAAAAUAUUGUCAGAUUAAUUAGCCAUGUUUUGAGUAAAAGGGGAACAAAUAAAGCACAGUUUCUUUAAUGGCCCUAUAGUCAUGAUGGUGAAAGUAAGACCCCCAUAUAAUGCAAUUGUAUACAUGAUCUAAGAAUAGAGCUUGAACUUCCCGCCCUGAAGAUGCAGGUUUAUUAAAAAAAUGAGGGAUAAACACAAUUUACUUGUUAUUCGUUUUAGAACUGAACAGUGAGACAUGGACUGACAUUGUGUUUCAAAAUUUCCUGUUUCAUUUCCAGGACAGGAAGAUGCUGUCCAGAGCACAGCAGAUGUUGCAGGACAGUCGUACAAAGAUCGAGCUGCUCCGCAUGCAGAUCAUCAAAAUCGGUCAGGCCAGAGAUGGAGAACGAGAAAGCUCACAGGGUAAAUAUUGCCCAUUAUCAACUGCUUUCACCUGGCUUUAUAAUCUCCUGCAUUGCUCUGUAUAGUAACUCAUUAUUGACAAAUCUAACCGUAAAAAGUCCUGCAUAUGGGCAAGAGCAGAUGUAUGCUCCACGUUGAGUGCAAACACAAUGAUGUAGAAAAUGCAAACUCUAAAAGCCUCACAAAGUGAUUUUCUGUUUCCACCCUCAGGCCAGCCUGACGAGAUGAUCAGCUCUCUGGAGCUGCGUGUGACUGAACUCAUGCAUCACAUGAAGAUUGAAUCAGCUGUAGCAGAAGGAGCGAAAAAUGUGGUGAAGCAGAUGAGUGGGAGGAAAAUCCAGGACCGCAGAAUACUGGGAGAGGUGGGAAUGAGCGGGAUGGACCCUGGGUUACACCAAGUAUUAGCCUGGGGCAGUUUGUUUCUUAACCACUGCCUGCCUGGCAGUGUAUGACAAAAAACAUAACGUUGUUAUCACCCAUCUGAAAAGCUUCAUGCGGCUCACUGAUCAGGGGCUAAGUAGUGCUAAGACAUAUAUUUUUAUAGGAGAACAUGAAGAUUUAUAACACACAAAUCACAAGUAAUCACAGAGUCUCUGUCGGCCAGCCUCAGUGGCGAUGGAGACUCCAACAGUCUGGAAAUGUUUUGAAAUGAAGAGGAGUUGUGUUCAUAUUCUCAGGAAAGAUGUGUCUCAAUGUGUCUUUCUUUGUGUCCUUCAGGCUCAGGCCCGUAUGGAGGAGUCGUCUCAGAAGGUGGACUUGUUGCGUCUUUCUCUGGAGAGACGUUUAAGUGAGCUUCCUGCGGAUCAUCCCAAACAUACCUCCAUCAAAGAGGAGCUCGCAUCGGGGUCAUCUCCUUCGUUAGGAACACCAAAGAAACACUCCAAAGCUCCGUCCUCGUGCUCGUCUUCCUCCUUCUUCAAACCCGCCAGUAUAACAGGUCCUUAUUCUCACAUCCUGUCGGUUUAUUUAUGGAAAUAGUGUCAAUUAUUUUGCUUUUUGUCAACUUAUUAAUUUACACUUAACGCUCUUCCUCAGGUCGUUUGGAGGUAUGUUUGAAAGGCUGUCAGGACCUGUUAGAGUCUGUACCAGGUCGUAGUCGUGUGACAGGUUCCUCUUCCCCGAGUUUCUCAGAAGGAAAGUCUCUGAAGGUGAAAUCUGGCCUAUCAGGACGCAGCAUCAACGGGAGGACCAACAAGUCCGACGACCUUUCCGGUAUGUUUAAAACUUGAUCAAACGUGACAAUUUCCCUUCACAAAUCUGAAGUUCAUGUGUGUUAAAACUGUUCUGUGAUCUGCCAUUCAGACACGUAUUUGAUGUGUAAAGCAGGGGUCAGGGACUCUGUCUAUAAAACGAGACAUUUUUGCCCACCCUUUUUUUGUCUUCAGCUACAGAACAUAGCAGUGAUAUGAUUACUUUAAGCUGGCAUUUCCGUCACAAAAACUUCCUUUUGUUGCAUUUUAGAAUAAGAAAUACAAUAAAGAAGAGCUUUCAGAUUUUUACUUGGUUAUGCUAUCUUUCAACAAAAUGCAAAACUGAACGUUUAAAAGAAAUGACUUUAGAGUGGCAAUGACCAGCUGCAGUCAUCUCUGAGAAAAUAUGAAAUACAGCAGCAAAGUGUGGUCUUGGUUGACUGUAGAUCAAACAAAGACAGAAAAUAUAGGCACACUUUAAGUCCUUCUCUCUGUAAAUGAAGGGAGUAGUUCUCUUCUCUGUCAUCAGCCAAAUAAUCGACCUCGAAGCCUGAGCAUUAAACAAAAGACAGCAGGUGGGGAUUAUAAAGCGAGCCUUCUCACAUUUAAUAUGACUAUUUCUUCUAUAAUUCAUCAAUGAUUAUAAUUUAUCUAUGCAUACAGCACCUUUAAAAACAUGGGUUUACAUAAUUCACAAGAACAAAGUCCUAAAACCCAAAGAAGUCAGAGAACAAAAUAGACAGAAUGAUAAAGAUGAGCUGAACACCAAAAUCACUAAAAAUGACUACAAUAAUUAAAGGCCUCAUGAAUAAAAACCACACACUUAAAUGAAAGCCUAAAAAAUUAUCAACCCAACAUCACAAGAGCCUCAGCAACAGAAGAACUCAACAGCAUGAAGUGGAAUUAAGAGGGUGAGAAGCUAUAUGAUAAUGUGAGGAGACCAGGAGGUAAAGUAGGUGAACUGACUGUAAAAUAAAACUGUGACCCUCAAACAGCCUGCAUGCUCUCAACUGUGAGGCAGAGCUGUUAAGAAAAUCUGCUCAAACAAGUCAUCCAAAAAUGAACAGGACUCCACAAGUAAGUUUCAUCAAAUAAAGACUGAAGAAGAGCAUUUAAAGUAGGCCUGCAGGUCUGUUUCUUUGACAAAAACUGAGCAGGUGUUUUCUAAAUGUGUCUCUUUCUUUGUUCAUCAGCUCCUUUAUGUGUUUGUGAUUUUGUGUCUCAGCUGAGGUGAGCGUGGUACUGAAGGUGGACAGCAGGGUUGUUGGUCGAACACACUGGAGGCCGCCUGGAAAUGAAGCCUGGGACCAGAGCUUCAACAUCGAGCUGGAACGGGUCAGUCCUUUAAAUCUAAAAUCUAAUCAUAACCAAGCCAGAACCAGCAGACUGCAGACAACGCUGAUGUUGUGACAGUGAGGAUUUUAUGUGGAGAAAAUCAUCAAGACAGAAAAGUUUGUUACCGUGCACAAACAGCAGUCACAAUUAAAUGAAAUCAAACCAACUCAACAAAUGGACUAACGUGGGGAACAGACGUAUGAAACGUAACAUCCUGAUCAAAUGUAAAUGAGUUUCUGACACUCGUCUGGAUGUCUCUCACUAAGUGACGUCUGAUUCAGUCCGGAUGGUGAACAUCUGUUAACAGCUUUAGAUCAAUGAAGCCGACCGCUCACAUCUUGUCCUUCACUCAAGUCUGUCUUUGAUACUCUGACCGCACUCAUGUAAUCCCACUGAUAAUCCUGGGACAUUUGCUCUAAUCUGGCUUUAAACACACAAAACCCAUAGAAGCAUCUCUGCUGAAGAUUUCUGAUGAUGCUUUUCACAUCCCGGCUCUGAUUCUCUGUAUUUAUUUUGCAUACACUCAUCAGUUUACAGAGACUCAGAGAGGGGUUUACAUCAUCGCCUGUGUCUCAGAUGGAUUUUUUUCAACACAAAGAAAGAAACGUGACGUCGCUAUGAUGUCAUUUAGGCUAUUUCAUGCAGAGCGCAGAGAUAAUGUAAAGCCUACAUUAACUGGCUGCGUAGAGUUAAUCUUCAGUCAGGCUUUCUGGACAGACCAGGGAUGAAGCAGAACUAUUAUACCCUGAGAAACCCGGAGCAAGUUUCUACUGCAGCUCCUUGACUCUAAAUCUGUCCAUCUGCAUCCGUCCUGUUGACAGUACGGACACUCUCUCAUUUUAAGCUUCAGUCAGUCUGUGUCUCUUCCUGUUUCCUCUGUAAAUGACUGUAACCCGCCUCCACCACAGCUCCUCUUUUAGUGCUGCGUCAGAUUUUACCAGGGUCAUACGCAUCGUCACUGAUAUCUGCUCUGCUCUGUAUGCCGGGGGUCUUUGCUCACGCUCUUCCUGCCCCGGGAUUUCCAUGUUUGCUCAUGAGACAGACAGAGGUGUGUUCUUGCUGCCUCAGGCUUUGGCCUUCCUCAUUCAGAUGUGAAAGGACUCUCAGAACAGAGCCAUACCACCAAAUACAACUUACUGCAUGAAAUAAUGAAUUCUCUUGAACUGAACUGGUCAUGACUGAAAUAUUGUUUUGUGUGAGAAGACACCAUCGCAAACAUCUUUAAAAGUGUUAACUUAAAUUGAAAGACACAAAACCCUUUUUAUUUUGUGCAAAUCCGCAUUUUAUUCUGUCUUCUUUUUUGAAAAUCGAUUCUUGUUUGACUGAAAGUAGACACUCAUUACAGCAGGUGUUGUUUACUUUCCAGAAAGUUUGAACAAAGAUUUAAUUGAUUGAGCCCCUACUUUUUACUUCAAUUUUCUUUAAGCACAAACUGAGAGUUAUUGAGGCCAAUUCCCACAAUAUGCACUUGUUUCUCAUAAUGUGUUUAAGUUCUGUGUCUUAUUUAUGAAAAUAUGUAACUGUAUUUCGUCUUUGCUGCCUCUUGGCUAGGAUGAGGUUCUUAAUCUCAGUGGGAUAUUUUCUGUUUUAAACAAAGGUUAAAUCAAAAUCAAUAAACUAGGCUGAGAGCUGUGCAAAAACAGAUCAAAUUGAAGGUUUUUACAUCUCUGUUUACUCUCUUUUAAUAAAAACAGCAGAAAAAACAGUUGAAUCACAUCACUGUACCGUGGCUAUCACAAAAAAAAAAAAAAAAACAACCCUGCUGCGAAAAUACUGUUUUGUCCAGAGGCUAAAUGUUGAUCCAUUUUAGGACUCUAAAUGUAAAAAUAAAGUCUUAGAAUCAAUAAAUGAAAUUAGAUUAUUAUGCAUGUUUGAAUAUUUAACUCAUGUGUUGAUGUAGUCCAGGGAGCUGGAGAUCGACGUAUACUGGAGAGACUGGCGAGCGCUGAGUGGGGUGAAGAUUCUGCGGCUCGAGGAUUUCCUGGAUAACCGUCGGCACGGGAUGUGUCUGCAGCUGGAGCCUCAGGGCGUCCUUUUCAUCGAGGUGCUCACCUUCAUAUUUGACAUGAGGAAAGUUUAUUUACUAUGGAAAUGCAUUGAUAAAAAAAUUAGACGCCUCAUCUCUUAAUUACACAAUCCUGAUCUUGUAAUUACGAAAUGAUGUGUCUAAUUUUUUUUCAGUGAAUUCAAUGUGUUUCUGUAGUAUACCACUUUAUUAUUGGAGAAGAAAAGAUGUACUAAAAGAUAAUCCAGAGUUUACAAAAUUAGUUUCCAAAAUCCACUGCCAACACUCGACAUCGUUACACCACAUUAAUGAUAACUGGGUGUUGUGUUUGUUGCCAGGUGACCUUCAUUAAUCCUGUCAUCGAUCGACGCUCCAAACUCCAGAGACAGCGGAGGAUUUUCCCCAAAGAAAAAGGUAAAAGCUUGUAUUCAUAAUGCAGUUUUAGUUAUUUCUCCAGACAUCACUCGUAUAAGUACAUUAAGAAAGGUGAGUUAAGAGGGAUCACAUGGGCUCUCGAUGAAAACGGCAGCUUCAAAAGUUGUUCUGCGUUGUUUCCCAGAUCUCUUUUGGUUUCAGGGAAUUUUUGUCACACUGGAUCAACUCCCUGAUAAUGCAGAGAUAUAGUCCAUGCAGGAUAAACGACCUCUUAGCCAUGCAAUGACUAAUAUAGCAAAUUUAGAAUUAGCCAGCUGGAACCUUCAGGGACUUUAGGUGAUAGAGUAGGUUAGAUCAGUAAAAGAAAGUGUGGUGAGAAAGCUGAAUAAGCAGAGUUAAGUUUGGUAAAGUGAUUCAGGUAAAGUAAUUACAAUAAAGUCGAAUAAAUAGAGUUAGUUAACCGAAAAGAGUGCCAGUAUUUUCCCACGUUCUGCAUGUAGAAUAUAAACAGCUCCGAUUUGAUUUUAGCACAUUUGUCUCCUCACAGGGAAGGACUUCCUGCGUGCUGCUCAGAUGAACAUGAACUUUGCCACAUGGGGCCGUUUGGUGAUGAGCAUCCUCCCUCCCUGCAGCUCCCUGGAGCCCAUGAGCCCUCCGCUAGCUGGCCCAAACUCCGGCUCUGCAUCCUCCACCACAUCUCCUCCGAGGUAAUAAAGAGAGAGUGUGUGAGUGUGUAUGGACACUGUGACCCAGAAACUCCUCUGUGUCACAUCUAAUGGAGGAGCCGCUGCAGAAAAGAGCUAUUAAUUCCCCUUCUUGGUUCCCCUCUGUGACCUGAGGCUGUUUCACUGCUUGCUCAUGAAAUCUGAGACCACAGAGAUGUGAUUACAGCAUUAUUACAGACCUGCCCACAGACGAGCAGUAUGAUUGGUCAGAAAAGGAAGCAUUUCAAAAGGAUAUUUUGGUAUUAUGAUAAUUUAUGUUUCGUUCAGCAAGACCCAAACCAAAAAUAAAUGUGUCUACUCCCAAAGCUGGGUUUAACAUCUUCAUCUGUCAAAAAAAAACACGCUGCCUGCUGCCCCAGAUACUCACCAGAGCGCCAAAUUUGUAUUAAAAUGCAGCUGAAAACUAUUAGCAUAUUUCUUCCCUUUAAAGAUUGAAUGAAAGAAAAUUUUUGCACAGUCACAACCUCGACUCUUAGUCACCAGAGUAAGAUUAAGCAAAUAAAAAGCAUCUGCAGAUGUUUCAGAUCAAUUUUGUGUCUUGCUGUAAGAGUCAUAUCUCUCUCAUCACUUAAACAGACACCUUUAAAGGACUCUUGUUGGUCUCUCCAUCCAUGACUGUUAGACAGUUAAACUUGUUUGUCACUUGUUAUCCUGCUCAAGGGAACUUAAAAGUUUGAGAAAUACAAAAUGGUACACAGCCAAUGUCAGCAUUUAAGCUUAAAGUUGUAUUUUUAAUAAUAUCUAAAUUUUACGAUGACCAUAUGUCAGGGAAUUUUUGAAGUUAAUCCAUCGCACUAUAUCAAAAUUUUCUCAUGUGUAGUAUAAUUAUGAGCUCAGUCUUACAUCCACAACCUCAAAGUAACUUUGUUAGCAGUUACCAUUCCUUUCUGUACGUUUUUAAAGAGAGAAGCCUAAUGGUGUAAUCUCUGAAUGAGAUUCAAACACACAGGCAAACGUUUCAGAAAACUAUGUGAAUAUGUCACCAGGAAAUGAGAGGGCUUUGGACAUGCUCAGAAAAGAAAAGGCCAGAUUUAAAAUGACAGCAGUAUUUUUUUAAUGUUUUUUCUUCUUUCUGUUGCAGUGAGCCUGCUGUGGUAAACCUAAACUUUACUGAUGAACAUCCAUCUCCAUGGCGCACAAGAAAGAGCAAAAAGGACUCUCCUCAGGUGAGAGAUCCUUUAACUGUGACAUUAAAGUAACUCCAGGAGAGUUUAUUCAACUUCUAAGAAAGAGCGAUUGACUAACUUUAUGAUAUUGAAAUUCAGGUCAUCACCUUUCAGUGGUUUUUAUUCUGCCCCUGAUGUUUCUGUGGAGUUUGUUGUCUCUCGUGUUUUUUAGUGAUACUAUAGAUGUCUGAUUUUUCACUUGUGUGUUUUAAAUCCAGUCUCCUCCUGAGAGCAAAAGCCCAAAGCCAAAGAGACUACCUUCAAUCCAGCCAACUCCAAGGUCAGAUUUUCUGAGCUGAAAUGUGCAUGUUGAUCUAUCAUGGUGGUUUGGAGCAUAAUGGUUCAUCCUUUUCAUUGAAAUUCGAUACGAUGCCUGUAAUAAAUGCAUGAUCUGUAAACUGUUAAACUGGAGAGUGGACGGAUCAAACUCCUGAAAUUGACUAAGUGUCGAAGUAUUUGGAGAUAGCUGUGCUGCAAAAGCAGGGACUCUUUUUAAGAGAUCACUAAAAAGAGAGUUUUUGUGAUCUAAUCUGAGCAGCUGGUUAAAUGGAUUUCUGUCCUUUUGUUCUGCCCUGUAGAAAAGAUGCAGGACUUCAGAUUGAGGAUUUCAACUGUAUCUCAGUGCUGGGGCGAGGUCACUUUGGAAAGGUACGCCUCCACUCUUACUUGUUUAAUCUGUUUUCACCUUAAACGUCCUCUCUACACUCUGGAGUAAACGAAAAUGUCUAAUUAGUUCAUGUGAAAUGAAACAAACAUCAAACAUUUCUGCUGAUCCAAGGUGCUGCUCGCAGAGUACAAGAAGUCCGGGAAACUUUACGCCAUCAAAGCUCUGAAGAAAGGAGACAUCGUGACACGAGAUGAAGUUGACAGGUAACAAAUCCUUGAACUUCACAGUGCUAAUCUAUGUUCCUGGAGGAUUUUUUCCUAUUUUUUUGUAUUCUCAGAGUAAAUUUCUGUGCUGUUGAGCUACUAGAGAUGAUCUGAUGUAAAGGUAUUGUGCUGCAAAACAAAUAUUAGUAUGCACAGUAAACCAUGUGUUCACAGGGUUCCCAUGGAUCCUGGAUAACUCUUAAGGGUGUAAAACUUUCUCAAAAUGUUUGAAAGUUUGAUUUUUUCUUGCUAGAGGUCUUUAAUCUAUGGUGACUGAGACUCUUUUAAAUGAUUGAUCAAAACUUCUCUGUGUUGUUCAAUCUUUGAUUGUUUUUUUGUGGAUUUGUUUGUUUGUUCAGCUGAGAGUUGAUAGCAUUUACAGCAGCAUUAAUAUCUCUGCAUCUGCAAACUACAAAAAGAAGGAAGGAAGGAAAUAAGUAAAAUGCAGUUAAAUGGAAUUUAGCCUCAAGCUGAACACACAGGAGAUGGUAUGAGACAACGUGCAAGAAGUGCAAAAACCAGGGAAAUGUUGUUGAACUCGCUUCACCUGCUUUGUUUAUGCUGUCGAAUGUUUCUCUCAAUGUGACCAUUUGCUGCUGAAAAGUAAAAAAAAAAAACAGGCAGUUAAUGAUCAAAAGUGUGUUUUUAGACAUUAAAGACGUGGUCUUGUUUGUUUCUGUGGCAUCAGGAUUCAGUUCAGUCUGUUUGAUAUCUGCUUAAAUCUCCUCACAGCAGAUUUGGAAAGAUCUCAAAAAGAUUUGAAUUCAGUUUUAAAAACAGCAGCCAUGAUGAUGAAUCACCAUAUUUGUCAGAAUCACAGUGUUGUAAAUAAUAAUGUGUGUUUUUAUGUGUCCAGCCUGGUGUGCGAGAAGCAAAUCUUUGAGGUGAUAAACGCCGCCCGUCACCCAUUCCUGGUCAACCUGUACGGCUGCUUCCACACGGCUGACCAUGUCUGCUUCGUGAUGGCGUACUCACCUGGAGGAGACCUCAUGACGCACAUUCACACGAGCAUCUUCACCGAGAAACAGAGCCUGUGAGCACAAAACUCUGUGCACCGUUACACGCUGCGUGAAUGCAGGGUUGAAAUAAUUGUCAACUCUCUCUUAUCUGUCUUAUUUUAAAGGUUUUAUUCCUCCUGUGUGCUGCUCGGCCUUGAGUUUCUCCACCAGAACAAAAUCGUUUACAGGUGAGUCCUCAGAACAAUGACAAAUGACGCUUCAUUCAGCCUUGGAGAGUAUGUUGUUACCUGGUGGUGUCUGUCUGUCUAUCAGGGAUCUGAAGUUGGAUAAUCUACUGAUGGAUGCAGACGGUUACGUCAGGAUCGCAGACUUCGGAUUGUGCAAAGAAGGUAAAAAAUAGGAGAGCUCUGUUUUCAGUUUUUCAGGCUGAAUGAAAUUCCAUUUGAUCGAAACGUGAAACUCUGAUGUGAAUCAGACUUUCAGCCACAGUCAUGAACAAACAGACUGACAAACAUCAAGUGCUUCUUUCUGUGGCUGAAGUUACUCUGUGCAGAUAUUUGUUGGUUCGCAGCAGAGAAGUCUUAGUGAAGCUGUUCUGCCUGCAGGUAUGGGUCACGGGGAUCGGACCUCCACUUUCUGCGGUACACCGGAGUUUCUGGCCCCAGAGGUUCUGACAGAUAAUAACUACACCCGCUGUGUGGACUGGUGGGGGCUGGGAGUCCUGAUCUAUGAGAUGCUGGUGGGAGAGGUGGGUUUAAACAUGAGCUGUAUUUAUCUCAACUGGACAGGAUUUUCUUAAACAUGAAUACGGAGCUGAGAGGACUGAAGAUCAGAGGCAGGUGUGACUCAGAGUAGACCACCUUUUCAGGGUCAAAUAAGAAGAAAAAGGGUGAUAGCAGCACAUUCUGUUUACAGGAAGGUUGAUGGGAACAGCCUGUAAUCAUUACCGUCACAAUCACUCAUAAUUUACCAGUUUGGUUGUAUUUUUGGUUCUUUGAAACCCAGAGAACUGAAGUGUUGAUCAGUGUGCUACACCUUUGUGCUGCUUCAAAAAUAGUGCAAAUACAAAGCGGCUUUCUGACAGCAAAGUGAAACACUGGGGGGGUUUACAGAGUGCCCACUUAACAUGACCUUUAGUGUCAAAUUCACUUUGAAAAUCAUGACGAUAAAAGUUAGGGAUCAUCUAGAUACUUGUAGAAGGAGUUUAUCAGGCUGUGGUGAUGUUCCAGCUUAAUUUAAGAAGUCCUUUGAAAACUAACAAUGUUGUCGGGACUUUUUCUGAACCACAUCUUUUAAACAUUUAAUACUGUGAGGUUUUGGGUUAAGAGCAGACAGAGCAGAGACUCGAAGUAAAGCAUCACAUUUGGUUCUGUAUUUCUCCCUCAGUCUCCGUUUCCAGGUGAUGAUGAGGAGGAAGUGUUUGACAGCAUCGUCAACGAUGAUGUGCGCUACCCUCGCUUCCUCUCUCCGGAGUCUGUGUCCCUUAUUCAGAAGGUCAGUGUCCCACAGAGUCUCUAAUUUAAGAGCUUUUUGAUUUACUUUGAGUGUGUUUCACGCUGAUUCUCUGGUUCUGUGUUCAGCUGCUGCAGAAGAAUCCUGAGCUGAGACUGGGAGCAGGAGAGGAAGACGCUGCUCAGAUCAAAAGACACAAAUUCUUUCAGGUCAGAUUGUCGGCCGAUUCUCACUGAAAUCUCUUUAACAUGUGACAAAAUGUCAGCCCAACAGAAAGGUGAACUUCAGAAUGAUUAGCUCUGACACUUGAACCUUUUUACUACAUCGAUCACUUUUCUUCAUUUCAAAACUCUGGUUUGUUUUGGUUGAUGUUGAUAUCAGGAUUAUCAAAAACGACUAUCCUUGACAAUGAUUUUCCUAACUGCUGCUUCUGUUUUUAACCUUUCACAGACUAUGGACUGGAACGCCCUCCUGGCCAAGAAGGUGAAGCCUCCGUUCCUGCCUGUCAUCAGAGCGCCGAAGGACGUCAGCAACUUUGACGACGAGUUCACAUCCCUCAAACCCGUCCUCACCCUCCCCCGAAAUCCCUGCAUCCUCACCACAGAGCAACAAGAGAUCUUUGCUGACUUUGACUUCUCCUACAUGAGAUGACCGAAGGAAUUUACCCUUAACUGCUGCUGCCAAACCACCACCACCACCAUCAUCAUCACUAUCAACAUCGACACUUUUAUUUACCGUGUAGUGCCUCAUAUUCCUCUACUUUAAAGGAAACAUCAGUCCUGCCUUUUCGCGUCCAUACAGCUCAAUAUUUCCAGAUGCCAGUCAUCCAUUUAUCACAGAGUCCAUGAAACUUUCUGCACUUUGAACUCAGGCCGAGCCAGAUUUGAUGACAAGCAUUUAAGAUUUUAUCCUUUUUGCCUCUGCAAAAUCUAAAUGAACAAGAAUUAAACUGGAAAUCAGAUAUCAUAACAUCCGGGGCCUAUUUUUUUCACAUUUUUUUGGAUCACGACGACUUACAGGUAUGAAAAGUUGUAUAGUAGGUUUCCUCAUCCUGCAGCAGAUAAACACACUGUUAUAUCUGCAACAUAAUCUCUGAUUUAUUGAUGUUUAGUUACAAUAAACUCUUAUUUUUGUUCCUGACAGGCUCAGGUUGUUAUUCUCAGGGUCACAUAAAGGAUCUCUGGGGAAAGAGAGCUUUUAAUUGAUGAUGUUUUUUUAAGCACAGCUGUUAAGGCUACUACACAUGUCAAAGUAACCAUACUCCAUUUAGAAAAACGGUGAUUUUACAAAUCACAGCUUGGAAAGUCUGGGAGCGGCUGAUGGGUUUCUGUGUUGUUGAGUAUUCCGUAAUUAUUUAGUUGUAUCAGUUUUAGCUGAUUGAAGCACCCAGAGUCACACAGUAACACGAACAAACUAUCCUACUGAGGAGGCAGUAGAUCAGUAACUCCCAUGUACUUUGUGGUAAAAUUAGGGAUUUUGUCUAUGGAGUUUGGUGGCUUUGGAAAAAGAGCUGUUACAACUUUUCCUUGUCAUAAAAUCCUCUUCUUCUUUGACAAAAAGCUCUCUCACUGUAACAGUCCUUUAUGUAAUGCUUUCAGACUUCAAGAAUAACAACCUGAGUCUGUCAGGGACCAAAAUAACAAGUUAAGUGGACACACCUUUAUAGAUCAAGGAUUAUGUUGCAGACCUCACAGCUAGUUUCAGAGCUGCAGGCAGAUGCAAAAAAACCUUUGUUGUAAAACAUCCUUUGAGAUCAAAAAACUGUAAAUGAACUGUGCAAUAAUGAUUUUUGCUGAUAUACUUUUAACUGUUGUAACGUCAGCACUGCCCUCUCACUCCAAAAUGUAAAUAUUUAUGAAUUACGUGAAGACAAAGCAUUGAUUGUACCUCCUGCUGUUCACUGUCACCUUUGUAUGUCCAUCCGUUGUCGACAUUUUACAUGUUGUUUAAUGUAAUUUACAAAAAUGACUUUUUAAAAUAACUUUCAUUAAGAUUUUGCCUUUUCAGAACAAACCAGCCCGUGUGUGUGAAGUACAUGAAGGAGAAAUAGGAAUGAAUAAAUGUAUAUAUAUGCUGGACCCUCA